AAAGGUUAAAGCUACAUUCAAACCAUUGAUUUGAUUUUACUGUAAAGACAUCACACUUGUCCGAGCAGCACGUGAAGGCAGCACGUCUCAACCCAGGAAGUCUUGAAACUUUUCAGCCUACUCGCAAAAACUUGUUCUCCGCAUCACUCAGUCACACGGUGCACAGUCUGCUCUGUACUACUGCCUGCUGUUUGUCUGUGUGGGAGGCUGAAGAUGGUCAGAAAGCGGUCCAGUUAAUAUCGACAGAGGAAGGUGGAUAUUUGCGACAGUGAAGACACAGAACAGUUAGCUCCAAAGUCUCUCUCUUGACUGUGACGGAGACAGCAGUGGCGGACAUCCCGCUUUAGAGCAUCGACAUGUGGGAACAGGAGGACUUCGCCAAACACUGGAGGAGUGAAUUUCCCGACGGAAAAGUCCCCAAAAUGGACUUGAACUCUGUCGAAGACAUCGAGUCUGAGCUGGAGACGAGUAAAGCCAACCUGAAGAGGCUGCAGAAGGCUCUGGCGGAGGAGAAAUUCAAGGUGAUCUACCUGCAGACCACCAUGGCUCGACAGAAGAAGAACCACGACGGCAAAGAUGAGAACUUUAACGCGGAGACGUUUGGCUACUCCAAGAACAUUAGGAAACCACCGCAGCAUGAUGAGGGCGACGGGCAGAGGACCAAGCAGCUCCACGCUGCAGGCAACACCGCGGGUUUCAUGAGCUCCUUCGGCCGGGACCGGAGCAGGUUCAUCGGGAGGACAGGUAAGCCCGUUCCCAUCCCCGUCCCGCCACCCAAACCCAGCUUCCUGAGAGCGGACCUGGCUCCAGCUUCUCACCCGAAUGACAACGAGGUGUGCGGCAGCGAUAGAGAGUACGAGGACGUGGAGCUCAAUGAGAAUUUCGUCAGGAAUAACUUGUUGGCACCGAAGUCCGCCAACCAGAGGACGUCCAGCAGCCUGCGGCCCUUCCGCCACAGCAGGGACUUUGACUCCGGAGACGACGGAGGAGGAGGAGGAGGCGGCGGCAGGCUGUCCCCAUCCCCGUCCCCGUCUCCGUCCUUCCCGCAGAUCAACCGCAGAGCCUCGCGGGGCUCCGGGUGCAGCACCCCGGACAGGAGGAGUGAUGGGUACCUGAGCUCCGACCAUGACGACUCCUCUUCUGCAGACUUUAACUACAACACAGAUGGCUACGAGGGGGACGGAGCGGAGGACGGCAAGUCUCAGGACGGCUCGGAGACGCUGCCCUAUAUAGAUGAGUCGCCCACCAUGUCGCCCCAGCUGUGCGCGCCCCAAGGGCCCGACGGAGAAGCGGUCUCUCCUACACCAGAGGGCCUGCUGGCAGGGGGAGACAUAGAGAAAGGACUGAUGAUGAAGAAACUGGUGCUGUCUGGUUUCUUGGCCAGCGAGGAGAUCUACAUCAACCAGCUGGAGGCCCUGCUACUGCCCAUGCGUCCUCUGAAAGCCACCGCCACAACCUCGCAGCCCGUCCUGACCAUCCAGCAAGUGGAGACCAUCUUCUACAAAAUCCAGGACAUUUUUGAGAUCCACAAGGAGUUCUACGACGCCCUCUUACCCAACAUCCAGCAGUGGGACGAGAAGGUCACCGUGGGACAUUUGUUCCAGAAGCUGGCCAGCCAGCUGGGAGUGUACAAGGCCUUUGUGGACAACUACAAGGUGGCGCUAGAGACGGCAGUGAAAUGCAGCCAGGCCAACGGCCAGUUCCAGAAGAUAUCUGAGAACCUCAAAGUAAAAGGUCCUAAAGACUCCAAAGAUUGUACCACAUUGGUCUCAAUGGAAGCUCUUCUUUACAAGCCGAUUGACCGCGUCACCAGAAGCACCCUGGUCCUUCAUGACCUGCUGAAACACACUCCUAAGGACCACCCAGACUUCCCCCUCCUGCAGGACGCUCUGAGGAUAUCUCAGAACUUCCUCUCCUCCAUCAACGAGGAGAUUGACCCUCGCAGGACUGCUGUCACCACGCCCAAGGGAGAGGCUCGUCAGCUGGUGAAGGAUGGCUUCCUGGUGGAGGUGUCGGAAAGCUCCAGGAAGCUUCGGCACGUCUUCCUCUUCACCGAUCUGCUGCUGUGUGCCAAGAUGAAGAAGACGGCUGUGGGUCGCCAUCAGCAGUACGAGUGCAAGUGGUACAUCCCCCUGGCGGACUUGACCUUCCAGACCCUGGACGACUCCGACUCUUGCCCCAGUAUCCAGGUCCUCCCGGAGCACGAGAUCGAGGAGAUGAAGAUCAAGAUCUCAGUCUUAAAGAGCGAGAUACAGAAAGAGAAGAAAGCACCAAAGGGUCAGAGUCGCGUGGAGCGCCUGAGGAAGAAGAUGAACGAGCAGGAGUCGUGGCUGCUCCUGCACUCCCCCACCAUCCCCUUCCGCAUCCACAACAAACAUGGAAAGAGCUACCAGUUCCUCAUCUCCUCCGAUUACGAGAGGGCAGAGUGGAAGGAAAUCAUCCAUAAACUCCAGAAGAAAGAUCUCCAGGCGUGUGUAUUAAGUUCUGUGGAGCUCCAGGUCCUGACCAGCUCCUGUUUCAAACUCCGAACCGUCCACAACAUUCCUGUCACGAGUAACAAAGACGAUGAGGAGACUCCUGGCCUGUACGGCUUCCUGCAUGUGAUCGUCCACUCUGCCAAAGGAUUCAAGGAGUCAGCCAAUCUAUACUGCACCCUUGAAGUGGACUCGUAUGGAUACUUUGUCAGCAAGGCCAAGACCCGCGUCUUCAGAGACACCUCGGAGCCACAGUGGAACGAAGAGUUUGAGAUCGAGUUGGAGGGCUCCCAGUACCUGCGGAUCCUGUGCUACGAGACGUGUUACGACAAAAGCAAGCUCAACAAGGACGACAACGAGAUUGUGGACAAGAUCAUGGGCAAAGGGUCAGUCCAGCUGGAUCCUCAGACGGUGCAGUCCAAGAACUGGCACAUGGACGUCAUAGAGAUGAACGGGAUCAAAGUGGAAUUCUCCAUGAAGUUUACGAGUCGGGACCUCAGCUUGAAGAGAACGCCGUCCAAAAAACAGAGCGGGGUGUUUGGAGUCAAAAUCAACGUGGUGACGAAGCGCGAGCGCUCCAAGGUGCCUUACAUCGUCCGUCAGUGCAUUGAGGAAGUGGAGAAGAGGGGGAUCGACGAAGUGGGAAUCUACAGGAUCUCAGGGGUGGCCACCGAUAUCCAGGCCCUCAAAACAGUAUUCGACACCAAUACCAAAGAUAUCCUGGUGAUGCUGAGUGACAUGGAUAUCAACGCCAUCGCAGGAACACUGAAGCUUUACUUCAGGGAGCUGCCGGAGCCUCUGCUCACCGACCGACUCUACCCCGCCUUCAUGGAGGGCAUAGCGCUCUCAGACCCGGCAGCCAAGGAGAACUGCAUGAUGCACCUCUUGCGCUCGCUGCCUGACCCCAACCUCAUGACCUUCCUCACUCUGCUGGAGCACCUCAAACGGGUUGCUGAGAAGGAGCCCAUCAACAAGAUGUCCCUCCAUAACCUGGCCACCGUGUUCGGCCCCACUCUGCUCAGGCCCUCAGAGGCAGAGAUUACCAAGACACAGCACAUCACCUCUGCCUCUGACAUAUGGUCACAUGACGUGAUGGCGCAGGUAGCCUCACAUACAACUUUGGUCCAGGUGCUGCUGUAUUACCUGCAGCAUCCUCCCAUCUCCUUCGCUGAACUGAAGCGCAACACGCUCUACUAUUCCACUGACGUUUAAUCCCCGCCCACCUCCCUUCAGGGCGCCAUCUGGAGAGGAGAGCGUGAGAGACUCCAUACCAAUCUUGGUCCUCGCCACUCGGUCCUCCUGCCUCACCUCUCCUCCCAGCAGGCAGCUCAUCUCGACUGUACAGUCCCCCCCUCUUCCCCCAACACACCCACACACACACACACACAUACACAUCCCUCCUGUCUGCACCACCCCCACCCCCAGUCCUGAAAAGAGAUGGAGCCGAGCACGUUAGGGAGGUGGUGAGGGAGAUUUCCUGGUCGUCUAGUGAGUCACAUGUCACGUCCUGUUUGUAAUGUGAGGAGAGCAGAGCCGCCUCCCACCGACAAGGCAUUCUGGGACCGCAGUGGGAGAGAUGGAGGGGGCACGGAGGCCACGGCCUGGCGCGGUGGCACAGGAUCACACACCCGUGUGUCGUGGUGUCAUCUAGUGGUGAUCUCAGAGACCAGCCUGAUCAGAGGCAUUCCAGAGAAACGGCAUUUUACAUGUUUAAUAAUUCUGUUUUUCCUUUUUCUGUCUUUCUGGCUUUGUGCAUGUGGUGGAGGAGGCCGGGGGUGUGUGAGCGAACGGUGUGGAUGAGCGAGCGACUGAGUGAGUGAGUGUUUAAGGGACUAUGAGAACUUGUGAGGUUUAGAAGUGGCUGGGAAGCCAUUUAAUAAAUGGCUGGCGACGCGUCUCUCUGUGCUGACAAACAAGAGAGAAACCGCCCUCCCCAGUGAGUCUCCGCCAAAUUAGCCCUAUUUAUUUUAAAUAUAUAUAAUAUGUGUGCCUGUACAGUUCUGUGCAACUAGAGAAAUGCUCUAAGGAGUCUGUUUUUUGAAGUUUAUUCAGGUAGUGAUGUUAUUUUUAGUCUUGAUUUUUCUCAUUCACCAUGUCCAUGGUUGGUAAGCUGUACUGAAAAAAAAAAAAGAUCAGCCAGUUAAUUUCAGAUCACGUAGUAGAGGAGAAAGGGCACUCUGUGACAUGAGGGUUGUUGGGGGGGGGGGGGGGGGGGGGGGGGGGAACACAACGAAUGGAACAUUUAGCUUUUUCUUUCUUGUUGUUUCAUUGCAAGCCUGUUCCAAGUGUCUUACUGCACCGGUAUAAUCUAUAGAGUUGGUUUGUGUAGUUGCCCUCAUUGCAUGUUCAGCUUGUCAAUGGAACCAGGCCAGGUAACACAAAGGUAGUUUGUCUCUGCAAGGCCCCUCUCUAAGACCGGCAACAAACGCCCAUCUCUGCUCUGUACAAAGCCGACCUUUCUGCUAUCCAGCCUGCGACAUAUCUUAAAAAUACUGUAAGCACUGCUAGAUGAGUACUAUUUGAUAUUUUUAAUAUAAGAUUAAAAUGAAAUAAAAAAUGUUGUAUUUUACUUCCUUUGAGAAGAAUUUCAAUAUACUGUAAUAUUGAGGCUAAAUGUCAAUGUGAACUUUCCCCCCCUUUUUUUUAAGUAAAAUAAAAGUUACCAAAACACUCUCA
This is a messenger RNA of Sebastes umbrosus (honeycomb rockfish), 5150 nucleotides long. RefSeq names its product ABR activator of RhoGEF and GTPase (gene abr). The record is from RefSeq and is a predicted model, not a curated record. Lineage: Eukaryota; Metazoa; Chordata; Actinopteri; Perciformes; Sebastidae. Gene Ontology annotation, molecular function: guanyl-nucleotide exchange factor activity; protein serine/threonine kinase activity; GTPase activator activity. Bases 357 to 3686 code for a protein of 1109 amino acids. The transcript is spliced from 23 exons. Gene Ontology annotation, biological process: intracellular signal transduction; positive regulation of GTPase activity; protein phosphorylation. Gene Ontology annotation, cellular component: membrane.